AUGGCUGACGGUCCAACCUCAGACAUGGCAGCAGAAGGCACGGCAAGCGGUUUGUCGAAAGCAGUUCCUCCGAAAAGAAGGUGGAACACUUCACGGCAAGUUGACAGCGAUGGAUACAAGGGAGACGACGAGGACGAUGAUUAUGGCGUGUCUGUGAAAAGUGAUGCUGCAGCAGGAAGCGGACAUGCGACUGGAGGUACCACCCCUUCUGGCGAUGCCGAUAUUGAUGCGUAUGUCGCCGCAUACAUGUGCAAGGAGGACGUGGCGUUCAUCAAGACACUUUCAAAGGGCAUACGAACAAAACAGCUCAUCAAGAAACCAAAGACAGCUUCGAGAGAACGAACUGAAAUCUCAACAGCAUGCGAGUCAACCUUGACCACCCCAGCCUCUGUAGGUGAUGUUAGGAACACGCUUGGCAUUCGCCACCCAUCCGAUACCCUUCCUCCAAAUGCCGUCGGCCAAAGAAACACCCGGGAUCCAAGUCCUACGUACAACCAAAACACCACAAAUUUGCAAACUCCGAAUCCGACGUAUUCGCCAAAGCGGCUGCAUGCCCGCAUUGAACCCACCUUAGACAAUCCCUGCCUCCAGCCAGAAAAUGCUUCAUUUCAGGAAGGUGGUCAAACCACGACUGCACAAGCUGUGGGGCAGCGGCGCCAUGAUCACCCUCAACCCGCCUUAGGUUUAGACAAUCCCUGCACCCAGCCAGGAGCGCUAGCAGCGUCAUGUCAGGAAACCAUGGCCACUUCUGCACUAGCUGUGGGCGAUGACCACAUCCAGCCAUACGCCGUUAGAUCGCGGGAAGAAGAUGAUGUUGAUAUUACGCCGUAUGCCGUAGCCUACAUGUGCCAGGGCGACACUGACAGCACCGAGGAGGACACGAAAACGCCUUCAAGCAGCGACGUCGACACUGACGUUUUGCAGGACAGCAGGCAGGCGCCCGUGCAGAACACAUUGAACCCGAAUCCGAGAUCCCUGCAAAACGCAUUGAGUCGGAAUCCGAUGUACGCACAAAACGCAUUAAAUCCGAAUCCGGUGCCAAACGCUGUUCAAGAAGUUGCUUGUGUGUGUACAUCCCGCUGGGUUUGCGCUGCUGUAACCGCCGCCGUGGUUCUGGUGUUGCUGAUCCUCGUCGGGACCCUUUCCGGGCUGUGCCUCAACACCAGCGAGCAGGGCAGUCAAAGGCCGACGCAGCCUGUGGACACUGCCCGCACCACUGGUCAACCUACUCCGGACACUCCCUCCACCCCUGACCACCCAGCCUGCUGCAGCUCUGGGAAGACGACAGUGGUCGAUCUCUUGCCAACGGGUGACGCUCUGCCAUCAACCGCCAACAGCUCACAAGAGAGCUACGCCGGAAACGUCAAAUCAAAGCCAAUUGUGUUUGGUGGUAAAGGCACGUCACCGGGACAAAUGGACGAACCCACUGGCGUGGCAGUGUCCGCAGACAAUGAAAUAUUUGUCGCUGAUGCGAACAACAAACGCGUCCAAGUCUUCAGCAUGAAGGGCGCCUUCCUCCGCCUCUUCUCAACAAAAGUGCCUGGCGGGAAUCACCAAGCAAUGUACCCUACCGAUGUGGACAUUGACGAGCAAGGUCGUAUUUGGGUGGUGGGGAAAGAUCGCGCUAGUAGCGGCGCUGUACGUGUGGUACAGUACCGUACAGACGGCCUAUCGAUGAUCACGUUUGAUGUGGAGCGGAGUGCUUGGUACCCAAAAAUUGCAGUGAACGCGCGCCAUAACAAAAUCAUCGUAGUAGCAAGUGAUGAGGUGCUCAAGUUCAACCCAGACGGCUCGUUUGAUGGAAGUUUUGGCAAAGAAAAAGGCGCCGGACUACAGUACGUCACAUCAGACAGGGACGGGAAUAUCCUCGUUACGGCAGCUAACGAUCCUCCUCCUCCAGGCGUCCGGGUGUACGAUCACAACGGACAGCGCCAAUUCUCGUUCCGCACUGCCAACAUCGGUAUGCUUGUAGGUAUUUGCAUGGACCCCCAGGGUCAUAUCAUGGUGGCUGUCAACACCUGGAUCAGCGCCGGGCGGGUGAACAUGUUUACAAGCGGCGGGGAGUUUGUCCGUAUGGCCGUGAACGUUACAGCCCCGUGGGGCAUUGCUUUGGGGCCGGGUGGACAGUUGGUGGUAACUCACACUAUAUCUGAACGCGUGACAAUCUUUCCACGAUGGAUGGUAUUUCCGGACGAGUAGGGUAAGCGGAAUCAGUUGUCAGUCACAAGGGAAUAUAAGAGGGCUCUAGCCUGUUGAGAUUCCAAUGAUUUCUGCGAGGGGGCGCGAAAGCGCACGCAGGAAAGCUCUGCCGCAUGCAUCCG
Branchiostoma belcheri (Belcher's lancelet) is the source of this 2321-nucleotide messenger RNA. RefSeq lists its product as uncharacterized. Gene Ontology annotation, molecular function: protein binding; ubiquitin protein ligase activity; translation repressor activity. The transcript is spliced from 5 exons. Gene Ontology annotation, biological process: negative regulation of translation; protein polyubiquitination; proteasome-mediated ubiquitin-dependent protein catabolic process. Lineage: Eukaryota; Metazoa; Chordata; Leptocardii; Amphioxiformes; Branchiostomatidae. The record is from RefSeq and is a predicted model, not a curated record. Bases 1 to 2199 code for a protein of 732 amino acids.